UCCGAAUUUAUUAUUAUGGACCGAAACCACCUAAAUUCCAUGUAUAACGGGGGACGCCGUUCGUGGCACCGACCCGUCCUCGUUCGCGUUUUCGUUUCGUUCCUUAUCUUUCUUCUCCCCUCGAUACGGGUUAAGUUCAGAGGCAUCUUCGGAACUGAAGAGAACUAGUGUUCUUUAGAAGGAGACUUUCUCAGGCUCAACAGUAAAUCAUGCUAAGCAGAAUAUUUGCUGAAUCGGAUCAACAACUUAAUAUUAAUUUUGGUUAUCAAUGCUCUGUUAAACAAGAAUGUUCAAGCAAAGAGUUUCCUGCAAGCAGAAGUUCAUUUGCUUUCUUAUCAGGGGCUGCUAUAAGUGCAAAUGCAACUUUAGCUAACACCAAUAUUGGCAAUGGUUUACUUGGGAUGGGAAUUUUGCCUAAUUUGGAUUCUCCAAAAACAUUUCAUAAGGUUGCUUCUUUGACAUCAUUAUCGAGUUUGGAUGUUUUAUCAUCUUCUUCAAAGACCAACAUAACAAGUUCAAUUGGAAGCAUGUCUUCACAUGGUGAUUUCUUAGAUUCAGAUGUGGGUAUGUUCAAAUCGAUGAGUGCUCCCAUAAGUGGAGGCUUCCUGAAUGUCAUGGAAGUGCAAAUGGCAGGUGGAGCUGCUGGUGAAGACAGAGUACAAGCUGUAUGUUCGGAGGAAAAUGGAUGGCUAUUUUGUGCAAUUUUUGAUGGCUUCAAUGGGCGCGAUGCAGCUGACUUUCUAGCUGGAACUUUAUAUGAGAAUAUUGUGUUAUAUCUAAAUCUAUCGGACUCAAGAAUAAAGGAUAAUGAUGUUAAGAAUUUAGGUAGUGUUUAUGCAAAUGAUUUCAUCCAGCACUUUAUAGAGGAUGAUAAUUUCCAUAAACAAACACAUCUGUUGGCUAAUGGUUUCAAUGAUCUAGGAGUUGUUCAUGACCAAGAGGAUGAAUCCUUGUCUGAUUCGUUUAGAUGUGGCAUAGUUAAUUGCCUUCAACUAGCUCUUGCACAAGCUGAAAGUGAUUUCCUGCAUAUGGUUGAACGAGAAAUGGAUGACCGACCGGAUUUAGUGUCCAUUGGAUCUUGUGUUCUGGUUGUGUUUCUUCAUGGAUCAGAUUUAUAUACACUCAGCCUAGGUGAUAGUCGAGCUAUACUGGCAACAUCUGAACAAAAGAACAUUGAUACCAAGGAUUUGGAAGCAAUUCAGCUUAUGGAAUGUCACUCAGUUGAUAACGAGAUGGAACGUAUGCGACUUCUGUCUGAGCACCCUGAUGACCCUAAGACGAUUGUACAUGGCAAGGUGAAGGGAAAACUGAGACUAACUCGUGCAUUUGGAGUAGGAUAUCUAAAAGAGAGAAAGAUGAAUGAUGCUUUGAUGGGUAUACUUCAAGUUCCAAAUCUGUGCAGCCCACCGUAUAUCUCCACAGAACCAUCUGUUAGUGUCCACAGACUGUCAGAAGGUGAUCGUUUUGUGAUAUUAGCUAGUGAUGGUCUGUUUGACUUCUUGAGCAACGACGAAGUUGUGAAGCUAGUAUCUUCUUACAUUUUAAGCUCCCCAGCUGGUGACCCAGCCAAGUUCCUAGUGGAGCAGCUUCUCUCAAAAGCCGCCAAAAUGGCAGUACUAAAUGAAUAUACAGAUCAGCCAUUCUUGGUCAGGGAGAAGUGACGAAGAGAGUUCCUGGUCAUAAUUCACUGCAUAGGUUGAAGCAAUUUAACUUCCAUGUGCUAGAACUGAUUUGCAACUACUGUUAAUGCAUGACUUCGUUUGAACUGCCUCGAUGAUCUUUGCAGUUACUUGAAUCAUUGCGUCUGGAACUUCAGUUGUUUCCUGUAUAGUUCAUGUAACACAUCACAUUUUCGGGGUCGCAGGGUUGAGUCUAGAUGACUUGCUGAGCAUCCCUGCUGGCAUGAGAAGAAAGUACCAUGACGACGUCACAGUAAUGGUAAUUCUUCUUGGGACUGACAGUCGAACAUCAACUGCCUCUACAUAUUUAUGAAUGUCAAAAGGUUCAUGUUGCCAGAAUUAUGGAUAAGUACUCAUCUUGUUAAAUGUGGUUAAUAUUUAUUACCUUUCUUCACUUUGUAUGUAUAUCCUAUUUGUACAAAGUAAAGUUUUGCCAACUUCAAAAUGAAAUUUUGGUGGCACAGUUUUCUUUAA
Messenger RNA from Musa acuminata AAA Group (dessert banana), 2153 nucleotides. Its product is annotated as probable protein phosphatase 2C 40. Gene Ontology annotation, molecular function: protein serine/threonine phosphatase activity. Gene Ontology annotation, biological process: protein dephosphorylation. The record is from RefSeq and is a predicted model, not a curated record. Lineage: Eukaryota; Viridiplantae; Streptophyta; Magnoliopsida; Zingiberales; Musaceae. The coding region runs from base 210 to 1661 and encodes 483 amino acids. The transcript has 4 exons.